AUGGAGAAUAUUUGGCCAAACCUGCAAAUGUUUUUCUACUUUUUCUUCUUCUUCAUCUCCUUCCCUCAACUCCUACAAUUGCAAGCUUCCUCAGAUUACAUUCGACCACCUGCAGGGAGCAAUUUAACCACACCACACCACGGUUCAGCCUCCGACCCACAACAGGUACAUAUAUCUCUAUCAGGAAGUGAUCAUGUGAGAGUUUCAUGGAUUACAGAAGAUAGAAAGGUUCCUUCAUUAGUUGAAUACGGUAAAAAUCCUGGAAAAUAUGAUGCAUCAGCUACCGGAGAACAUGAAUCAUAUGAUUAUUUGUUCUACACCUCCGGCGAGAUUCAUCACGUUAAGAUCGGACCUUUGGAUCCUAGCACCACUUAUCACUAUCGUUGUGGUGGAACAGGCCCGGAGUUUAGCUUCAAGACACCACCAUCUACUUUCCCCAUUGAAUUCGCUGUUUCAGGGGACCUUGGGCAAACGGAUUGGACGGUAUCAACGCUUGCACACGUGGGAGCACAAGACUACGACGUUUUCUUACUGCCUGGAGAUCUAUCCUACGCGAACGGCGAUCAGCCCCUUUGGGACUCCUUCGGCCGGUUGGUCCAACCAUAUGCGAGCCAGCGACCGUGGAUGGUGACGCAAGGAAAUCACGAGGUUGAAUCCUUCGAAAGCUACGAGCCUCCACCCUUCAUAUCCUACAAUGCCAGGUGGCGCAUGCCCUUCAUAGAGAGUGGGUCCACCUCUAACCUCUACUACUCUUUCGACGUGGCCGGAGUUCACAUCGUGAUGUUGGGUUCUUACGCCAACUACGCCGUUGGAUCAGAACAAUACAAAUGGCUUCAAGCUGACUUGGCAAAGGUCGACCGGAAGAUAACACCAUGGCUCGUCGUUAUACUUCACGCCCCAUGGUAUAAUACCAACACUGCCCAUCAAGGUGAGGGGGAAAGAAUGAGGAAAGCCAUGGAAGGUUUACUCUAUAAGGCGCGAGUCGACAUUGUUUUCGUUGGACAUGUUCAUGCCUACGAGCGAUUUACGAGGGUGUUCAACAACACGGCCAACCAAUGUGGUCCAAUGCAUGUGACCAUAGGGGAUGGAGGAAACAAAGAAGGACUUGCUUUAGACUAUAAGGAGCCUCCUUCUCCUCUGUCGGUGUUCCGGGAAGCAAGCUUCGGACAUGGCCGGUUCAGGGUAUUCAACCAAACUCACGCUCACUGGUCAUGGCACCGCAACAAUGAUACCGAAGCAACAGUUGCAGAUGGGGUGUGGCUUGAAAGUCUCACCGUGUCUAGCGUUUGUAUGAAGCCUUCUAAAUCUAUUAAAGAUGAACUUUGAAGCUAAUGU
Molecule: messenger RNA, 1335 nt
Organism: Telopea speciosissima
Lineage: Eukaryota; Viridiplantae; Streptophyta; Magnoliopsida; Proteales; Proteaceae
Product: purple acid phosphatase 22-like
Exons: 5
Coding region: 1-1326 (441 amino acids)
Molecular function (GO): acid phosphatase activity; metal ion binding
Source: RefSeq, a predicted model, not a curated record